This is a messenger RNA of Diospyros lotus (date-plum), 6244 nucleotides long. Its product is annotated as callose synthase 10. Bases 224 to 5932 code for a protein of 1902 amino acids. Gene Ontology annotation, molecular function: 1,3-beta-D-glucan synthase activity. Gene Ontology annotation, cellular component: plasma membrane; 1,3-beta-D-glucan synthase complex. The record is from RefSeq and is a predicted model, not a curated record. Gene Ontology annotation, biological process: (1->3)-beta-D-glucan biosynthetic process. NCBI's taxonomy places the organism in Eukaryota, Viridiplantae, Streptophyta, Magnoliopsida, Ericales, Ebenaceae. The transcript is spliced from 51 exons.
CGUUUACCACCAGACCGCGUUUCUUCGUCUCGUCAGCUAAUCUUUCCCCAUUGCCUCAAGACCAGGCUCUUCAGCGUCACCGUCGACUCCACUUCGCACAGCCAUUUUGAAUCUCUCUCUCUCUCUUUCCUCCUAAUCCCCAUCCAUCCUCUCAGAUCCGAAUCUCCACUAUUCCAUUCAGGGCUGAAGAUAGGGCACGAAUCUCGAAUCCUAGGGUUUCCAGAUGGCGAGGCCAUCCGAGAAUUGGGAGCGGCUCGUGCGAGCCACGCUGCGCAGGGAGCAGCUCCGGAGCGCAGGCCAAGUCCACGAGCGUAUCUCCAGCGGCCUCGCCGGUGCCGUUCCGGCGUCCCUCACUCGUGCUACCAACAUCGACCUGAUCCUGCAGGCUGCUGACGAGAUACAGGCAGAGGACGCCAUUGUAGCUCGAAUUCUUUGUGAGCAGGCAUAUACCAUGGCCCAGAAUCUGGACCCCAACAGUUACGGUAGAGGUGUACUUCAGUUCAAGACUGGCUUGAUGUCUGUAAUCAAGCAAAAGCUUGCCAAAAGGGAUGGAGAGCGAAUAGAUCGUAAUCGUGACAUUGAACACUUGUGGGAAUUUUAUCAGCUUUACAAAGUACGUCACAAAGUUGAUGAUAUCCGAAGAGAGGAGCAAAAAUGGCGAGAAUCUGGAAUGUUUAGUGCUAAUCUGGAAGACUUGGAACUCAGAUCUCUAGAAAUGAAAAAGGUUAUUGCCACUAUGAGGGCCCUGGUUGAGGUGAUGGAACUGCUGAGCAAAGAUGCAGCUCCUGAUGGAGUGGGAAGACUUAUAAUUGAGGAGUUAAGAAGGAUAAAACAAUCAGAUGCAACAUUAGCAGGGGAACUCACACCAUACAACAUUGUUCCUCUGGAAGCACCAUCAUUAACAAACCCUAUUGGAUUUUUUCCAGAAGUCAGGGGUGCUUUAUCAGUGAUCAGAUAUGCUGAACACUCCUUCCCUAGGCUUCCUGCUGACUUUGAACUUCCUGCAUCCCGGGAUCUUGACAUGUUUGACUUUCUGGAAUACGUAUUUGGUUUUCAGAAAGACAAUACAAGGAAUCAGCGUGAGAAUCUUGUUCUUACUAUAGCAAAUGCUCAGUCACGUCUCGGAAUACCUGUUGAGUCUGAAGGGAAAAUAGAUGAGAAGGCUGUUAAUGAAGUAUUCUUAAAGGUAUUGGAUAACUACAUCAAAUGGUGCAGAUAUUUGCGGAAACGGCUAGUGUGGAACAGUUUAAAUGCAAUUAAUAAGGAAAGGAAGCUUUUUUUACUUUCCCUGUACUUCCUCAUUUGGGGUGAAGCUGCAAAUGUCCGUUUUCUUCCUGAAUGCAUUUGUUACAUCUACCACCAGAUGGCAAAAGAGUUAGAUGGAAUAUUGGACCAUGGUGAAGCUACUUAUGCGGCCAGUUGCCUACGAGGAGAUGGUUCAGUGUCCUUCCUUGAUCAAAUCAUUCAUCCCAUAUAUGAAACUUUAGCAGAAGAAGCUGGUAUAAACAACAAUGGGAAAGCUUCACACUCAGCAUGGAGGAACUAUGAUGAUUUUAAUGAAUAUUUCUGGUCACGUGCAUGCUUUGAGUUAGGAUGGCCUAUGAAGAGGGAAUCAUCAUUUUUGAUGAAGCCUAAAAAGUGGAAAAGGACUGGAAAAAGCACUUUUGUUGAGCAUCGGACAUUUUUCCACCUGUAUCGAAGUUUUCAUCGUAUGUGGAUUUUUUUGGUUGUAAUGUUCCAGGCAUUGACAAUCACAGCCUUCAAUGAUGGAAAAAUUAAUCUCGAUACUUUUAAAACUGUUCUUAGUGUUGGACCAACUUAUACCAUCAUGAACUUCAUUGAGAGUUGUUUAGAUGUGCUGCUUACGUUUGGGGCUUACAGCACAGCAAGAGGCAUGGCUAUCUCUAGGCUGUUUAUUAGAUUUUUCUGGUUUGGGUUGAGCUCUGUAUUUGUGACAUAUCUUUAUGUGAAGGUUUUGGAGGAAAGAAACAAGCACACUUCAGAUUCAGUAUAUUUUCGGAUUUAUAUUCUUGUAUUGGGGGUUUAUGCUGCUAUACGCAUAGUUUUUGCAAUAUUACUUAAAUUUCCAGCUUGUCAUGCUAUGUCCGAACGUGCUGACCAGUCAUUCUUUCAAUUCUUCAAGUGGAUUUAUCAGGAGCGAUACUUUGUGGGUCGUGGUCUUUAUGAAAGUACCAGUGAUUAUUUAAGGUACGUGCUCUACUGGUUGGUGAUCUUUGUGUGCAAAUUCACAUUUGCCUACUUUCUUCAGAUCGAACCACUUGUCAAACCUACACGCAUUAUUGUGGACCUUCCAUCCCUUCAGUACUCAUGGCACGAUUUGAUUUCAAAAAACAAUAAUAAUUUUUUGACCAUUGCUAGCUUGUGGGCUCCUGUGGUGGCUAUCUAUCUGAUGGACAUUCAUAUAUGGUACACCCUAUUAUCUGCCAUUGUUGGCGGGGUGAUGGGUGCACGGGCACGGCUAGGCGAGAUACGUUCACUUGAAAUGAUGCAUAAACGCUUUGAGAGUUUCCCAGAAGCCUUUGUCAAGAAUCUUGUGUCUCCGCAAGCGAAAAGGACUUAUAGUGUACAAUCAUCUCAGGCUUCUCAUGAAAACAACAAGGCAUAUGCAGCAUUAUUUUCCCCAUUUUGGAAUGAGAUAAUCAAAAGCUUGCGUGAGGAGGAUUACAUUAGCAACCGGGAGAUGGACUUGCUUUCUAUGCCUAGCAACACUGGCAGUCUAAGAUUAGUUCAGUGGCCUUUGUUUCUUCUAAGCAGUAAGAUCUUGUUGGCAGUUGAUUUAGCUCUGGACUGUGAAGACACACAAGCAGAUCUUUGGAAUAGAAUAUGCAAAGAUGAAUACAUGGCAUAUGCUGUUCAGGAGUGCUAUUAUAGUGCUGAAAAAAUUUUAUAUUCCAUGGUUGAUGGCGAGGGAAGGCUUUGGGUUGAAAGGAUCUUUCGUGAAAUCAACAGUAGUAUUCAGGAAGGCUCACUUGUUAUGACCUUAUCUCUUAAAAAGCUUCCACUGGUGGUAUCCAGAUUUACAGCAUUGACUGGGCUACUGAGCAAAGGAACUGUAGAAAAUCCACAAGGAGCUGCAAAAGCUAUUUAUGAUCUUUAUGAGGUUGUUACACAUGAUCUAUUGCAUUCUGAUUUAAGGGAGCAGCUUGAUACAUGGAAUAUAUUGGCAAGGGCAAGAAAUGAGGGGCGACUUUUUUCUAGGAUAGAAUGGCCAAAGGAUCCCGAGAUUAUGGAGCAAGCAAAGCGAUUGCGCUUACUACUUAGUGUAAAAGAUUCUGCAGAUAAUAUUCCAAAGAAUCUUGAAGCAAGAAGAAGGUUGCAGUUUUUCACUAAUUCAUUAUUUAUGGAUAUGCCUGCUGCCAAACCCGUUUCUGAAAUGAUGCCAUUCAGUGUUUUCACUCCAUACUACAGUGAGACUGUACUCUAUAGUUCCUCUGAAUUGCAACGUGAAAACGAGGACGGGAUAUCAACUAUUUUCUAUCUUCAAAAGAUCUUUCCUGAUGAAUGGGAGAACUUUAUGGAACGGAUUGGUAGGAGAGAUAUUGGGGAUGCAGAACUUGAAAACAUUACUGAUUCCUUGGAGCUUCGGUUAUGGGCCUCUUAUCGAGGCCAAACUCUAGCUAGGACAGUUCGUGGGAUGAUGUAUUAUCGGAGGGCAUUAAUGUUACAGAGUUUCCUGGAAAGAAGAUUUCUGGCAGAGGAAAACUAUUCUCAAGUGAACUUCCUCACAACACAAGGUUUUGAAUUAUCACGUGAAGCACGGGCACAAGCUGAUUUGAAGUUCACUUAUGUGGUUUCUUGCCAAAUUUAUGGGAAACAAAAACAAGGGAAAGCUCCAGAGGCAGCUGACAUUGCUCUGUUGUUACAAAGGAAUGAGGCACUUCGUGUGGCCUAUAUACAUACUGAAGAGAGCACAACUGAUGGAAAUGUUUCAAAUGUGUACUAUUCAAAGCUUGUGAAAGCUGAUGUAAAUGGAAAAGAUCAGGAAAUAUAUUCUAUUAAACUGCCUGGUGAUCCUAAACUUGGAGAAGGGAAGCCUGAAAACCAAAAUCAUGCCAUAAUAUUUACACGUGGUGAAGCUGUUCAAACCAUUGACAUGAAUCAGGAUAAUUAUCUUGAGGAGGCAAUGAAAAUGAGAAAUCUUCUUGAGGAGUUCAAAAGAAAUCAUGGCAUUCGACCUCCAACUAUUCUCGGUGUUAGAGAGCAUGUAUUUACUGGAAGUGUUUCUUCUCUUGCUUGGUUUAUGUCCAAUCAAGAGACUAGUUUUGUGACCUUGGGCCAGAGAGUUCUAGCAAAUCCACUCAAAGUCCGCAUGCAUUAUGGACAUCCAGAUGUCUUUGAUCGGAUCUUUCACAUAUCUCGAGGCGGCAUUAGUAAGGCAUCACGUGUUAUUAACAUUAGUGAAGAUAUUUACGCAGGAUUUAAUUCAUCAUUGAGGCAUGGUAACAUUACACACCAUGAAUACAUUCAGGUUGGAAAGGGAAGAGAUGUUGGAUUGAACCAAAUUGCCCUGUUUGAAGGUAAAGUUGCUGGUGGAAAUGGAGAGCAAGUUCUGAGCAGGGACGUGUAUAGGAUUGGGCAACUUUUUGACUUCUUUAGAAUGCUUUCUUUCUAUUUCACAACUGUCGGUUAUUAUGUGUGCACAAUGAUGACAGUUCUGACAGUAUAUAUUUUCUUGUAUGGAAGGGUUUACCUGGCUUUCUCUGGACUUGAUGAGGGAAUUUCAAAAACAGCUAAAAGGUUGGGUAAUACAGCACUGGAUGCAGUUUUAAAUGCUCAGUUCCUGGUCCAGAUCGGAAUUUUCACUGCCGUUCCCAUGAUAAUGGGUUUCAUAAUUGAACUGGGAUUGUUAAAGGCAGUUUUCAGCUUCAUUACAAUGCAGCUUCAACUAUGCUCCGUCUUUUUCACAUUCUCGUUAGGAACUAAAACUCAUUAUUUUGGACGUACAAUCCUCCACGGUGGUGCAAAAUACAGAGCAACAGGAAGAGGCUUUGUUGUCCGUCACAUCAAGUUUGCUGAUAACUACAGGCUUUACUCAAGAAGUCAUUUUGUCAAGGCGCUAGAAGUUGCACUGCUGCUUAUAGUUUACAUUGCAUAUGGAUACACGGAUGGAGGUGCUGUUUCUUUUGUUUUGUUGACUCUUAGCAGUUGGUUCCUUGUCAUCUCAUGGCUGUUUGCCCCAUAUAUCUUCAACCCUUCUGGCUUUGAAUGGCAAAAGACUGUUGAGGAUUUUGACGAUUGGACCAGUUGGCUUCUCUAUAAAGGUGGAGUUGGUGUGAAGGGAGAAAACAGCUGGGAAGCUUGGUGGGAUGAAGAACAGAUGCAUAUCCAGACAUUGAGAGGCCGGAUACUAGAAACAAUUUUAACCUUGAGGUUUCUCGUGUUCCAAUAUGGUAUUGUAUACAAACUUCAUCUUACAGGGAAGGACACAUCAAUUGCGAUUUAUGGAUUCUCUUGGGUUGUAUUGGUUGCAAUUGUUAUGAUAUUUAAGAUCUUCACGUUUAGCCCAAAGAAAUCAACAAACUUCCAGCUGAUACUUCGGUUUAUGCAAGGAGUUACAUCGAUAGGACUUGUUACAGCUCUUUGCCUAGUUGUGGCAUUUACUGACCUUUCGAUUGCAGAUUUGUUCGCAAGCAUCCUUGCAUUUAUUCCUACUGGAUGGAUCAUUAUAUGUUUGGCUGUGACAUGGAAGAGUAUUGUAAGAAGCCUAGGGUUAUGGGAUUCAGUGCGGGAGUUUGCAAGAAUGUAUGAUGCCGGGAUGGGUAUGAUCAUCUUCGCACCCAUAGCACUGCUGUCUUGGUUCCCCUUUGUUUCGACCUUCCAGUCUCGCUUGCUCUAUAAUCAAGCAUUUAGCCGUGGACUGGAGAUCUCCCUUAUCCUUGCCGGGAACAAAGCCAAUGUGGAGAAGACCUGAUUUAUCCACCAUAUGGAAAAGAAAGCAAUGGCUGCUGCUUCACCACUGCAGAGAUCAGAGAUUGUGAUGUGAUGUGAUGUGAUGCGAGGUUCUUCAGCUGAAGCCGGCCCUGCUGCAAAUCCUUUGGUUGUUGCAUCAUACUCUCUCUAUCUCUCUUGUUUGCUUGUGUUAUUACCCAACAUGCCUGCUCAUGUAUAGAUGAUUAGAUGGUUUUGCAGAACAAUAGCAUGGUAGGUUAAUAUUUAUGGUUGGUAUAGACAAUACAUGGCAUAAAUAUGAUUUAGAUAAUUUUGAUCUGGUUUUCGUUGCUUU